This is a messenger RNA of Nematostella vectensis (starlet sea anemone), 2768 nucleotides long. Its product is annotated as aquaporin-2. NCBI's taxonomy places the organism in Eukaryota, Metazoa, Cnidaria, Anthozoa, Actiniaria, Edwardsiidae. Gene Ontology annotation, molecular function: water channel activity. Gene Ontology annotation, biological process: transmembrane transport. The transcript has 4 exons. Gene Ontology annotation, cellular component: plasma membrane. The record is from RefSeq and is a predicted model, not a curated record. The coding region runs from base 1032 to 1760 and encodes 242 amino acids.
UUAUACUAAUCAAUCACUUCCUAAUCGACCACGGAAGAUUUCGACUAGUUAUCACCCUAGUAAAUACGAAUAAAUAUAAAUGUGCGAUAUGGUCUCCCUUAAGUGUCGCUGAUUGGAGCCGCGUAGAAUCACGUAUUAGUUCUAAUCACCCUUAAUGGCUUGGAGUUCAUUUAGGAAAUAUUAGGCCACCUUUACAGUAGUUCACGAAUCCGAAAAGCUGAUUACUUCUGUUUUGUGCAUUCAAUAAUUUCAACAUAUUACUAAAAAUGAGUGUUUUUUUUAUUUAUUUAUUUAUUUUCUACUUUUAAAACCUGCGAAACAACAGCGAAUCGAAGACUUCAAGAGGGCCUUCUCUAAAUUUGCGAGAGAAAAAUAAAAAAACAUUGGAUUACAAUGAAAAAUCUAGCAAAUGUUUAUCCGUUUGAUUAUGAGAACUAACAAAACUAUGCUACCUCGCUAUGUUUUUUUUCCUUUUGUCGGUGCCACGCGACACGUGAUCACGUUUGAUGUCCUUUUUUGGAUCAAUUUCCUUUAGCCACAGCUGCACAAAUGUUUCCUAAUAGAUUCCUCCGGGGAUUAAAUUGUUAUUCGCGGAAGAUGGGAAAGAAGCUUCUAUUAAAAUACUAAUGAACCCUUAACGAGUGUUAUUAGGACUUCAAUUACGAUUAUUAUCUUUAGAGAACCAACAUUAAAAGCAAAGUAAACGAAAAAGAGCAUGGUAUCUUGCACAAGUCACAGGCGAGCUGAAAAAUCAUUAAACUGUUCUCCCGGAGAAACAACGCAAAAAAAAAAACAGGCAAGAGAAAAAGCUUAAAGGGGAAACUCUUCGAAAACUACGGAAAUAGUGAAAAGAACACCUUCAGCUACCAACAACAACAAGAAUCAUCUCCUAUAGAACUUGAAGAUGUCCUUGAAGUGAAAGAACUGACAUGUUAUUUGUGACAUUGUAACGUGCUUUUAUAUACACUAUAUAUUUAGUGUAUUUCACUGUAUUGAUACGACUUCUUGAAGAAGGUAAAGAUAUUUUUGCGAUGCCCUGCUUUCAGCAUAAGCAACUCUUCAUCGGCGCUCUAGCGGAGCUGCUCGCAAGCCAUGUAUUUGUGUUCCUUGUCUGUGCAAGCUGUCUGUCGUGGCCGCAUUUCCAGGCUCCAAGCGUACAGCACAUCGCUCUCACUGCAGGCCUGACCACGAGCACGCUAGUGAUGGUCAUGAGUCAUGUGACGGGAGGGCAGAUCAACCCGGCGGUCGCCGUAGCCAUGGUGGUUACAAGAAGAGUGAAGCCAGUGCAUGGUUUGGUGUUUGUGUUCAGUCAGGUUUUAGGAGGUCUCCUCGGCGCGGCGCUCCUAUUCGGACUGACACCGUCAUCUAUACGUGGCUCGCUAGGCAUGACGGUUCCCGCGCCUACCAUACAGGUCGGCCAGGCUGUCGCUAUGGAAACCAUUCUGACAUUCCUAUUGGUGUUUGGUAUUUUGGCGGCGACAGAUGAACGGAAGGCGCUCAAAGGUUACGAGAAGGCGGCGGCAGUGGGCUUUUGUGUUUUUAUCUGUCACAUGGCGGGGAUUCCCUUUACAGGAUGCAGUAUGAACCCUGCACGGUCACUUGGGCCAGCGGUCGUCAUGGAUCACUGGAGACAUCACUGGGUGUACUGGGUUGGCCCCUUUGCAGGUUCUAUCUUGGCAAGUCUCUUUUAUGGCCGGGUUUUCGUGAGUGGCAGCGUUGCAGUUGAACAAAAUGACACAAACGCCACAGAGCUUGCAUGACAAACUGGUAGACCUUGUGUUAUUAUGUAAGAAACAUGGCCGUGACAUGGUCUGGGGUCUCAGAGGAUAAUAGCCAACUCAACUCUUUAUGUACUUGCCUACACAUCCUAGCCUUUGUGCCAAGUUUGCUGGUAGCGCUCUAAGGCUCCUUCUAAAAUGGCAACACAAUCAGGGAGGUUUUCCAGGUAAUCUUUGGUACUGGACGCUGAUUUAAAAUAGAUAGAUCCAUUUUAGAUGGGUUAAAAUAACAUAAACUUCUCCUGCUUAUAUAUCGAUGCACAUAUACUGCACAUGCACGGCUAACUCAAAACCACUUCGGUUGACUUAGCCCCCGAGCUCACUAAUCAAAGUACUCACCUAUUUAAUAUGUAUUUAUAUGUUACUAGUAUUUGUUGUUGUGAGUAAUAGAAUGCAACAUGUGAGUGACUAAAAGAUACCCAUCUAUAUACCAAUACACCAAAAACUGGAAUUUGUCUUUAAUAAGACUUCUUCAGGGCAGACUUUGUCUGCCCUGAAGAAGUCUUAUUAAAGACGAACAUUUGGCAGUCAAAUUCCAGUUUUUGGUGUAUUGUAUUCAUUCUUCUGGUAAUGAACAUGUGCAUCUUAGGCUAAGUUCAAACGUUGUAUUACCCAUUAGCCAUAUUUAAUGUAUAUGUACAAUAUGCACUAAUGCUAAAAAAAACAUGCUUCAAAAAUAAUAACAGCUCAGCCUAAACUUUAGACAUCUUAUAUAAAUAGAGUGCAUACCAGUGUAGCUUUUUACUGGGUCCAAUGAGGAAGGGAAGAUGGACUUACAUAGACCAGAAGCCUUGACUUCCUCUAGUCGUGACUUUGUUUCGCCACAUAUGGACUCAUGGGACUUUUUGACCAAUUCCAGAGAUCCAAGGAGCUGGCGGCAAAAUAAACACGAACAAUAAUCAGUUCUGACCCAUUACUCGAGACUACAUCACUUAUUAUCAUCAGGGGGAGGGACAUGAUUAAUAAACUUGGCCACUUCAAAGAAUGAAA